GCGUGGUGUAAUACUGACACGCUAAAUGCUAUAAAUCUUAUAAAUCCUAUAAAUCCUAUAAAUCCUAUAAAUCCUAUAAAUCCUAUACAUGCUGAGGUAUACUGAGGAGAAACGAAGAACUGAAUGAUGAGGAUAAGUGAAUUUGAUUCCUCUGAUGAAGAGGAGGUUGGUGAGGAAGAUUCCACCCCUUUCCAGAUCUCCUGGUUGGAUCUGUCAGUGGUGGAGUGCUCUCAGUUCCUCGGUAUCUGUUCUCUACCAGGAUGCAGAUAUAAGGAGGUGAGAAGAAACCUGGAGAAGGAUGUUGGUGAAUUAUGUUCUCAGGGUGUACAGGAUGUAUUUGUGUUCUGUGAGCGCUCUGAACUGGUACGUUACAGAGUUCCAUGUUUAUUGGAGAGUUACACACAGCAGGGAUUGAGAGUGCACCACCUGCCCUUUCCUGAUGGAGGCGCUCCUGAGUUACAGCAGUGCACCCGUAUCCUGGAAGAGCUGCAUCUCUGCUUACACCACCAACACCGCACCGUCAUACAUUGUUAUGGAGGACUUGGUCGCUCAGGACUCAUUGCUGCAUGUUUAUUACUCCAGCUCUCGGCCUCAAUGACACCUAGUAAAGCGAUCGAGAUCCUAAGAGAAGUGAGAGGAAGUCGAGCAAUUCAGACUGUUAAACAAUACAAUUUCCUGCAUGAAUUUCGAGAAAAGUUUGCAGCUUAUCAGGAAUCAAGAGAGAAGGUUACAGAGCGCUCCGUCUCCAGAUAAACCAGACAUCCGCUUUAGAAAGACAUGAGCUACAGAAACAUUUUAUCAUGAUUUUGUUAAAAAACACGCAUUUUCUCGCAUGCACCUGGUACGGACAUGAAAUAAACGUGGCUGUAUACUAAAAUGUGCUAAUAUCAGAAAACGGAGCAGUUUUCUCUGGACAUUCUGAACCUAGUCCAAAAAACCUGCAGUUUCUUUUAGUAACUGAUUAUCAGACCUGGAUUCAUGUUGGAUUGUUUACUUUUGUUCUAGCACCUUAAAACUUUUUUUUUUUUUUAAUCAUCUGAUUUUUAGAUUGAAUCUGAAUUCUGACACAAGAAGUAAAUAAAUAAAAACUAUGCAGAUAUAUUUCUGGAAUGUUUAGUAAAUUGUAUAUUUUGGUGCUUAUGUUUCAGCCUACAGAUUAAGUUCAUUAAAGAUUUACUGUGCAUUUCUUUGGUCAUAAUUAUUAUUUAAUUUAUACAAUUUUAAAUACUGUAAAAAUAAAGAUUUUUUAUUAGAUCUGAUUAUGGAUUAAAGUGUAACGUUUGAAAUGAAA
Molecule: messenger RNA, 1291 nt
Organism: Trichomycterus rosablanca
Lineage: Eukaryota; Metazoa; Chordata; Actinopteri; Siluriformes; Trichomycteridae
Gene: cdkn3
Product: cyclin dependent kinase inhibitor 3
Exons: 8
Coding region: 124-753 (209 amino acids)
Biological process (GO): protein dephosphorylation
Molecular function (GO): protein tyrosine phosphatase activity
Source: RefSeq, a predicted model, not a curated record